AUUAGGAUCAGAGGUUGCGCGAUACCCGUGUCUGGCUUAUGACCGUUGAGUCUGUAAAGCAAACCUUAUUAUCAGAUCAUAUAAUACACAGGAAUUUGAGUGGCUCUUUUUAGUUUACCGUGUUUUAUGAUUGUAAGACCGGCGGAAAUAAUGUCAUAAGCUGGAGAUGAGACAGAGAAUACCCCAUUUCUCAAGCGUGAUUAUAAGCAUAAUACAGACACAUCUUAUUACUAAUACUUUUGUUUGAAAGAGAACCAAGGAAUGGCCGCUAUGAUAACCAAAACAUGGUUGAGUGCCAAGCACCACUUGCAUCUCGGACGUUGCACCCGAAAAUCUUCAUAUGCGGGGUUAUUCGACCACCUCCAACUUCGUAACAUCCUCUAACCUUGAUAGAAACGCGACCUUUCUAGCUUCCCUUAUCUCUAGGUUUUUGAAUCACUAUGGCAAAAAAGAUCUGGGAACAAGUUGUUGCGGAAAAGCGACGACAGCGGGCCCAUGCCAUCUCUACUUUUGCCAGAAAGAACUUAUCAGGAGAUGAGGACCGACAGGAUGCUUACAAGGCCAUUACUGAAAUCGAUGACAUCAAUGUCUUAGCUGGCAUUGUUUCAAAUGGGAAAUUCACGAGUGAAGAUGUAACCCUGGCUUAUAUCACACGAGCCAUUGAGGCGCAUAAGAAGACGAACUGCUUAACUGAAACCCUCUUCGAUGAUGCUUUGGAACAAGCCCGAGAACUCGAUGCAUACUACACAAAAGAAGGGAAGACGAAAGGACCCUUCCACGGCGUUCCAAUAAGUCUGAAGGAUCAGUUCAAUGUCAAAGGUUGCGAUACCACUCUUGGAUAUACAAGCAAGGCCUUCAAGCCGGCCAAAGAUGAUGCCGUCCUAGUUAAGAUCUUGAAGAAGCUAGGCGCCGUGAUCAUUUGUAAAACCAAUCUCCCACAGAGCAUCAUGUGGGCCGAGACUGACAAUCCUCUUUGGGGAUUGACCGAGAACCCGAUAAUACCCGGGUAUACGCCUGGAGGUUCUUCAGGCGGCGAAUCGGCGCUGAUAUACUCUCAUGGAAGUCUCGGAGGUUUCGGGUCAGAUUUGGGUGGUAGCAUUCGCAUGCCGGCUUCUAUGAUGGAUCUGUAUGGUUUCAAGCCAAGCAACUCGAGAUUGCCAUAUGGAGGAGUACCAGUCUCAACCGAUGGACAAGAGCACGUCCCAUCAUCUAUCGGCCCCUUAGCACGCUCCCUCUCGACCAUUUAUCAUCUUACAAGAGAAAUUACACUCCAAGAACCCUGGAAACAAGACUGUCGUUGUGUUCCGAUCCCAUGGCGUCAGUCUGAAUAUGACAUGACCUUGAACAGCAAGCUAACAAUCGGCGUCUUGUAUGAUGACGGCGUUGUGAAGCCUCAUCCGACUAUCGUAAGAGUUAUCGCAGAAGCUGCAGCUGUACUUGCAGCCGAUGGUCAUGAGCUUGUAAUGUGGAAGCCUGACUUGCAUGCUCAGUGCAUAGAAGUUAUGGAUGCCUACUUCACAGUCGAUGGAGGAGAAGACAUUCGUCAUGAUGUUGAGGCAGGAGGCGAACCUUUUAUCCCGAGUGUGGAGAGACUUGUGAACCGUGGGAAGCCUAUAUCGGUGUUUGAUUAUUGGCAACUCAACAAACGCAAGCGAGAGCUCCAGCAAGCCUAUCUUGAGAAGUGGAACAAUACCCACUCUAAAAAGGGCAAGACUGUGGAUGCCAUUAUAAUGCCGGCUCUACCACAUGCAGCUGUACCUCAUAACACUGUCAAAUGGGUGGGGUACACCAAGGUCUGGAAUCUUUUGGAUUAUACAGCUUUAGUCAUUCCUGGAGGGAAGGUUGAAGCUAAGGAUCUCGAUGCUAUAUGGGACCAUGAGCCAAGAAACGAGCUGGAUGAGUGGAAUACUCGCCUUUGGGAAGAUCAUCAGGAUGAUAUGCUUAAACAUCAUCUUCCCGUGGACAUUCAAAUCGUGGGGCGAGUAUUAGAGGAGGAAAAGGUUCUGGCCGUUGGAAAGGUCUUGGAUGAUCUCCUGCGAAUUCAUCUACUCGAGGGAUGAACUCUGAGGAAUUCUUUACGAUACAUAUUCUCCAACUAGCAUGAAAAAAGAUACGAGAAUUAUUCCCGAAGGUCGUCUGACUCGCCC
Fusarium redolens is the source of this 2147-nucleotide messenger RNA. RefSeq names its product amidase signature domain-containing protein. The coding region runs from base 441 to 2060 and encodes 539 amino acids. The record is from RefSeq and is a predicted model, not a curated record. NCBI's taxonomy places the organism in Eukaryota, Fungi, Ascomycota, Sordariomycetes, Hypocreales, Nectriaceae. The transcript is spliced from 6 exons.